AUGAGGAACACGAGAAGUAUGAUCGAGAUCAUGAAAAAAAAAAAAAAGGAUGGACUUGAACAGAAGCACUGCAAAAUCCAGAGGACGAGGAUAGGACAUAUGGGACGAGGAUUGACAGGUAAAAGGAGAAGGCUGCGCAGUGAGGAGGAGGCAAGGAGUACAAGGAGCACAAGCAGAACAAGCGGAACAAGGAGAGAGGACGAGGACGAGGACGAGGACGAGGACGAGGAUCAGGACGAGGACGAGGAUCAGGACGAGGACGAGGACGAGGACGAGGAUCAGGACGAGGACGAGGAUCAGGACGAGGACGAGGACGAGGACGAGGACGAGGACGAGGAAGAGGACGAGGACGAGGACGAGGACGAGGACUAG
Molecule: messenger RNA, 372 nt
Organism: Guillardia theta CCMP2712
Lineage: Eukaryota; Cryptophyceae; Pyrenomonadales; Geminigeraceae
Exons: 1
Coding region: 1-372 (123 amino acids)
Source: RefSeq, a predicted model, not a curated record